AUAAGUUGUUCUAGCAUUCUUUUUCCCUUUUUGUUUACAAUUUGCCGACCUUUGAUUAUUUUAUCCCUCAACCUUACACCUUAAAAUUCCAUUCUCAUUUCUCCAUCUUUCUUGCUUUUCAGAAAAAGAGAAAAAACACCCACCAUUUCUCAUCAUUCUCUCUCCAAAACCCAUAUAUUUUUUCUUCCAUACAAUCAAACCCAUAAAUUAUUUUCUCCAAACAAUCAAAACAUAUAAUCUUUUUUCUUCAAACAAUCAAACCCAAACAAAAUUAUGGCACAAAAUAGAGAAAUAGAUGAAACCUUGGACCUAAAAGUUCCAGCUGAAACAACCCUUUCUCUUUCAUGCCCAGAUAAUUGCAAAAACAUCUCAUCUUCUACAAGGCCCGAUAUGGGUCGAGUAGAUCCGGGACCAUCUGAGGUGGUCCGACCCAGAUCAAAGAGACAAGCGGAGGAUCAACCUAUUCCCGAGGCAGCAACAACACAGAAAGAUGGUCAGAAUCCAACGGUUGAGAUGUCGUCACUACCUGUAAAAAAAUCGGUCAAUAGGUGUUCUGGAUGUGCAAAACGUGUCGGGCUAACCGGGUUUCGGUGUAGAUGUGGAGAUCUGUUUUGUGCAGAGCACAGGUAUUCAGAUCGACAUGAUUGCAGUUAUGAUUAUAAAUCAGCUGGUAGAGAAGCCAUUGCAAGGGAGAAUCCUGUUGUUAGAGCUGCUAAGAUCUUGAAGGUGUAGAAAUUAAUUGAAAUUUUAGUCAAAGGAGAGAGAAAAUUUGAAAUGGGUUUUUCCGGGUUCGGGCUUUGAUGAUGGGUUUGGUUUUUGAUGGUGGGGGAUAAGGUGAGAUGAUGGGUGGGUGGUGGAAAAUAGGGGUAUUAUUGUCAUUUCAAGAUUGUUGUGACUUGUUUUGUACUCUUAUUAAUUAUUUGUUUUUCUUUUUUUUACUUAAAGAAAAAAAGUAAAAAUUUUAAAAAUUUUUAAUUUUAGUGAUUUUUCUAUAGUAGAGUAAUUUAACCAUUAAACUAAUGGAUUAAGUAGUAUUGUUUGUUACUUGUAAUCUGAUAAAAAGAAAACUUAUUGAGUGCCUAAUUAUGGUCAUCAUUCAUUAUUCAAUUCAAUUACAACCCUUUGCCUACCAAAUCAAUUGGCAAAUUAUAGGUGUUAUUGGAGUUGGUUUUAUUUUUUAUAAAUGUUGAUGAGUAUUGAAGUAUCAAAUAUUUGUAAAAAAAAUACCAUCAAAUUAAUAAUAUUCUCAAAAUUAUUUAAAUAUUAAUUUAAAAAUUAUACUCUAUUUGUCUUUUUGUUUAGAGUAUUUUAAUUUAGAGAGAGAAAUUUAAUAGAUUUUUAAGAUAUAUAUUAUAGAGGGUAAAAUAUAUUUCUUGAUGCGUAUUUAGAGAUAUUAAGAUUUAAAAUUUAAUUUAAAAAUUGUGUAAAAGGUAAUUAAAAAUAAAAAUAUAAGAGAGUAAUUCAACUCUAUUUCAUCAAGUUAGGUGCAAGUGUGUGACAUAUGUAUUGUGAGCCCAUCCAAGGA
Messenger RNA from Amaranthus tricolor (Joseph's coat), 1525 nucleotides. RefSeq names its product zinc finger A20 and AN1 domain-containing stress-associated protein 5-like. Gene Ontology annotation, molecular function: zinc ion binding; ubiquitin-protein transferase activity. The transcript has a single exon. Gene Ontology annotation, biological process: protein ubiquitination. The record is from RefSeq and is a predicted model, not a curated record. NCBI's taxonomy places the organism in Eukaryota, Viridiplantae, Streptophyta, Magnoliopsida, Caryophyllales, Amaranthaceae. The coding region runs from base 274 to 732 and encodes 152 amino acids.